Messenger RNA from Oncorhynchus keta (chum salmon), 6354 nucleotides. RefSeq names its product insulin receptor substrate 1-like. Bases 347 to 4615 code for a protein of 1422 amino acids. The transcript has 2 exons. Gene Ontology annotation, molecular function: phosphatidylinositol 3-kinase binding; insulin receptor binding. Gene Ontology annotation, biological process: insulin receptor signaling pathway. NCBI's taxonomy places the organism in Eukaryota, Metazoa, Chordata, Actinopteri, Salmoniformes, Salmonidae. Gene Ontology annotation, cellular component: plasma membrane; cytosol. The record is from RefSeq and is a predicted model, not a curated record.
GUCACGUGAUGUUUGUGCUCCGCUCGGUAGAGUUGUGUACAGAGGGAGAAGGGGACUGAUUGCUAGCUAACGAUUAAAAGAAACGGGGUUGAACGUGGAAACAUUUCACACGGUGGGCUUCCUUUCCUAAAAGCGUACAUUGGAUACCUGUUUGUGACGAAGAGGCCUGGACCGGCCGUUUUCAAACAGAACCAACAUACAUUUACGGUUGUAUUGUAGCUAACCAUCGCGCCGUGUAGCCACAGCACAACACAGCAGCGCCAGUCGGAGCCCGUCUCCAAAACAAGAAUGGGGUCUAGGUCCACAGCACGGUUUAGGUAAAGUGACCUUUGGUUGUGUUUUCUAAAUGGCAAAUUUCACGAAUUACCAAGAAAGCAAAGCGGCUAUGUUGUUAGUGGAGACGCAACAGAGGGGCAUCGGGACAAAACCAGCGGCAGCCAAUGAUGGAGACCGCUCGGUCGGGGAACCCCCUUCCCCGUUAUUGAAUAUCGGUGGUGUCGGGGCCAGCGGAGCUCGUUUCCAUCAGCACUUGCCGCCCUCCAGCCACCAUCACUACCCCCAGAGCUCGCUGCCCAAAGGACAACAACACCCGCUGUCGCACCACUACCAGGCGGCGACGGAACAUCAUCUCUCUGUUGAAAACAUCACGGAGUCCCCGGUAAGGAAAGCCUCGUCAUCAUCUUUGAACCUGGUACAGCAGGACCCCGCUGCUAGCCACCACGCACUCGCUGCGUCGGUAAACGCGGCGUCGGCCGCGAUACAACUAGCCGCGAAUGCUAAUGUUAGCGUGGCUACCUCAGAAGGUGUAGUGGACGACAUUCAGAAGUGUGGCUAUCUGCGGAAACAGAAACACGGCCACAAGAGGUUUUUCGUGCUGAGGGCGGCCAGCCACCUAGGCCUCAGUCGGUUGGAGUACUAUGACAGCGAGAAAAAAUUCCGUAACAGUCUGCGGUCUGCUGCUGCGGCAGCUGCAAACGGUACGGUCGCCCCUUCUCCCCCGAAAAGGGUGAUCUAUCUGUAUCAGUGCUUCACUGUCAACAAACGAGCAGAUUCCAAAAACAAACACCUCAUAGCCCUCUACACUAAGGAUGAAUACUUUGCUAUUGUAGCUGAAAACGAGCAGGAACAAGAUGACUGGUAUGUAGCGCUGAGUGAACUGAUGAGUGAGGGGAAAAAGGGGCAUCUAGACUCGGACGAGUUGGAUGAUGGCUACGGUACCGUCACACCAGGUACGGUUUUCAAAGAGGUGUGGCAGGUGAACGUGAAACCCAAAGGGCUGGGUCAGACCAAGAACCUCACAGGUGUGUAUCGUUUAUGCCUCUCUACUAAAACUAUCCACCUGGUCAAACUAAACUCUGAGACGCCAUGUGUCAACCUUCAGCUGAUGAACAUCAGACGCUGUGGACACUCAGAAAGCUUCUUCUUCAUGGAGGUGGGUCGGUCAUCCUCUAUAGGCCCUGGGGAGAUAUGGAUGCAGGUAGAUGACUCCGUAGUGGCCCAGAACAUGCAUGAGACCAUCCUGGAGACCAUGAAGGCUCUGAAGGCCUUUGCUGAGAUCCGCCCCAGGAGCAAGAGCCAAUCUUCUGGCUCCAACCCCAUCGCUUUUAUCACCACCCGCCGUCACCUAGGUAACCUGCCUCCGAGCCAGACAGGUCUCCAGCGCCGCUCCAGGACUGAGUCGGUGGUUGGGACGCCGCCGUCGAGUAAGAGCUCUGGCGCCAGUGGCUAUCGCUUCCGAACAUCGAGCGAGGGUGAGGGGACGAUGAACCGGCCAUUCCGAUCCGUUACCGGCAGCCUGAUCCACCUGAACACUGCCCGGAUACACCUGGGGCGCCAGGAGGGCGGGGUAGGGGCAGGGAAUACCGGGAGCACCGGGGUUGUAGGGCGCUACGCCAGGGCACUACCAGGGUCCACCUACCACGCCCGCUCCGCCUCUCUCCCCGUCUCCCACUUUCCCUCCACCACCUCCCCCGUCAGCGUGUCCAGCAGCAGUGGGCAUGGCUCCGUCUCCGAUACCCUCACCCGGCCCUCCUCAGCGUCCAUCUGUGGUUCCCCAUCAGACGGAGGCUUCAACUCCUCAGACGAGUACGGCUCCAGCCCUGGGGACUUCCGCUACUUCAGGGUCCGGAGCAACACUCCUGAUUCCCUUGGCAACACCCCACCGAUCAGAGAAGAGAACUGCAUGAGCGACUACAUGGCCAUGGGCUGGCACCGUGAGGUGUUUGGAGCCGCCAGCGGUGGAGGGAGUAGCUCUGGCAGUGCGGAGACGCCCAACCGGGACGAGAGCACGUCGACGGAUGACGACAGGUCCCUGAGGAGACGAACCCACUCGUUCACGCGGCCUGGGGGUCAGGGGGGUGUUGCCGGCGGCAGCAGUGGUGUGACAGUGUACCAGAAGAUGACCCAGACCACCUUCUCGCUGGACGAGUCGGUGUCCGUGGGAGAGGCCCUGUCUCUCGGCCGCACCGACAGCAUCACCCAGCCUUCCUCCUCUUCUUCUUCCCUCCGCUCUGACUACAGCUCCUGCUCCGAGCACAGCCAGGGCCGGCCCCCUCCUUUUUCGGCCAAGGAGGACAGCGGCUACAUGCCCAUGUUGUGUGGGGUGGCAGCCUCACCCUGUGAUGCACCGGACUACAUGCCUAUGCAACCCAGCUCCCCCUCUCUUCACCACCACCAUCCCCAGCACUCCCACUCUCCCCAGGCCCCCCGCUCAGCCCAACAGCCCCCAGACCCCCGUGGCUACAUGAUGAUGCUACCAGGGGGGCGGAACUCCUCUUCCCCAGUCCAGGCCUCCCCCAGCUCCCACAGCAGUAGCAGUAACAUAGGUCUGGGUGGAGGUAGUGUCAGUAGUUCUGGUAGUAUAGUGGAGCGGCCAGAGAAUGGAGAGUACAUGGACAUGUCGUACAGCAGUAGAGGAGGAGGUGGAGGGGACGCGGCAGGGGGACGGAAGUUCUCCAACGAGGGGGGAUACUACGCACUGAGCAACCCUGAAGGGAGAGACCCCAAAUCAUACAACUACAGCCCCUACUUCUCCCUGCCUCGCUCCUACAAGGCCCCCGCUGCGAGAGAGAGGGAACAGAGAGAGAGGGAACAGAGAGAGAGGGAACAGAGAGAGAGGGAACAGAGAGAGAGGGAACAGAGAGAGAGGGAACAGAGAGAGAGGGAACAGAGAGAGAGGGAACAGAGAGAGAGGGAACAGAGAGAGAGGGAACAGAGAGAGAGGGAACAGAGAGAGAGGGAACCGAGAGCGCAUGAUGAGUAUGUACCCAUGAGCUCCCCGGCAAAACCAGUCUACUCCCAGGUUGCUACCGGCAACGUCGGCGAGAGGGGCGUGACGACGAGGGGUGUUGGUAGUGGGGGGUCUGACACCCCCCACAUCCUCCCUCACGGCUACCCGCCCCCUCCCUACGGGGUGCACCACCAAGCGGCUAACAGUGACCGUCGGACAACUCCGGUCCGGCCCAACCGCCUCCCCCUAGGGCGCCGCAGCUUCCACGGGUCACUGAGGGUCAGCGAGCCGGACGCCGCCGAGGUACUCUCCAGCCCUGGAGAGUACAUCAACAUCGAGUUUGGGGGCCGCUACGGACCCCCAACGGCCUGCCCCCUCUCUGCCCAGGAUGGCUCACCCUCGGUGGGCUCUGCUGAGCAGCGCCACUCCCCUCCCCACCCCUAUCCUCAGAACCAGGAUUAUAUGAGUGUAGAGGUGGGGGUUGGAGGUGGGGGUGAUGAUGGAGGACGCCUGGCUAAGAACAAGUCUCCCAGACCCUCACUGGUGGCUCCCUGGAACCCACCCAGCUACAUCCGACCUCUUGCCGCUGGGGCCUCCGUGAGUGGGGCCCCUGGUUCUUCUGGAGCUCGAUGGCGGACGGGGACAGAUGACUACACAGAUAUGACCUUUAACCUCAGCAGUGGUGAGGAGUCGCGGGGGUUACGGAGUAGUCCCACGGCCAUGCUGCAGCACCUGUGUUUGAUGGAGAGCUGCUACCCCCCCAACUUAACCCCCACCUCUGCCUCCCCUCCCUCCUCCAGCCCCCAGCUUGAGCCCAUCAAGGUGGUACGUGCGGACCCCCAGGGGCGACGCCGACACAGCUCCGAAACGUUUUCCUCAUCCUCCACCUCCGGAGGAGUCGGCGCCACAAGCUCCAGCACCAACCCCAACCCCUCCUCGGGCUCUGCCAACCCCUCGGCCCUCAACGUAGCUCAUCUGGCCGAGAGCUCCAAGUGGACCGGCUCUGGCUCCUUUGACAGUGUGUGGAUGUGUGUUGAGGGGGUAGGGGGGGACUCGGCCGGUCUCCCUGCCCGUCCAGUGCCUUCUGAUCUGGGCAUUGCCUCAGCCUCAUCUGUGUGUCCUCCUGGGGGUCGGAUGUGCAGGAACAUGUCUGUGGGGUAUCAGAACGGACUCAACUACAUCGCCCUGGAGCUGAGAGAUGACCGGGACUCUAACCCUCUACCCGUACCCCAGCAGCAGCAGGGAGGCACCGGGCAUGGUACCGGGGUGACCCCCAACGCCCCCCAAGCCAGUAACCUGACUGUGCCAGUAGCAGAGGACAACGGAGCCUAUGGCAGUAUAGACUUAAUCAAGUCAGACAGGAUGACUGCCACGUCCAAGGACUGAAGGAGGAAGCUGAGAAGGGAGCAUCACAGACUCCCUCUACCGUGGCCUUCAACACCCCCACACCACACUUUGAUCUUCAACCUCUCAACCUCGACCCCAAGGACUCCAGCCCACGAGGUCACGCCCCCUCUGAACAACAACAACCGCAACAUCACCAAGACGACAGAAAACGAAGACUGAAUUUUUGUUUAAUAAUUUCAUUUUUUUUGCAAACAUUUUUUAGUUUUGAUAUAUCAACAACAACAAAAAAUCCUUCUCAGACCUGGUUCUGAGGCUGCUAUGUUAAUGGACUUUAGUUCUGUCUUUCUUUCUGAUCUAACAGUACGAAAAGGGAGCUUCGCUUAAACACUUGAGUAUGCCUGUAUAACAACAAUAAGUCCUAGAGACGGGGUGCAGACUGGUCAGUACAGAUUUCUCUUCAGACUUCAAUACACACUACUAUAUUUAUUGCCACAAUCGGUUUCAGGUGCGUUCAUUAUGUUAACAGGAUUGUAAUUGAGUAUUUUUGUACAGCUAACAUGGAACGGUACUGGACUCAACAAUGGUCCCAGUUUUCCUGAUGAAAAAUAUUUUAUGUAAAAGAAGCAGGUACUUUAUUUCCACAUAAGGCCCUUAUUAACACAGGUCUGGUACUGUGUGUGUGUGAGACGCUUACACACACACACACACACACACACACACGUCAGUGUGUCCUGUUGAGGCUAGGUGACACCCGCUGUUUCUGUGACUCCACUAGUCAGUCAGUAGAGCUGCUGGGUCACACACACACACACACACACACACACACACGUGUCAGUGUGUCCUGUUGAGGCUAGGUGACACCUGCUGUUUCUGUGACUCCACUAGUCAGUCAGUAGAGCUGCUGGGUCACACACACACACACACACACACAGGGGGGCUGGAUGUUGUCAGGGGUUCCAGUAACCUGACUCUACCCCCAAGGUGCUGGGCAUACUUGCCCCCCUGUGCAACACACAUACACACUUACACACAUGGACACACACACUCAAUACACACACGGAUACACACACACGGAUACACACAAGGGCCACACACUCAAUACACACACGGAUACACACACGGACACAGAAUACACACACGCAUACACUCAAUACACGGACAUACACACUCAAUACACGGACACACACACAAACACACACUCAAUACACGGACACACACACACAAACACACACACAAUACACGGACACACACACACUCAAUACACGGACACACACACACACACACACACACGUGUCAGUGUGUCCUGUUGAGGCUAGGUGACACCUGCUGUUUCUGUGACUCCACUAGUCAGUCAGUAGAGCUGCUGGGUCACACACACACACACACACACACACACACACACACACACACACACACACACAGGGGGGCUGGAUGUUGUCAGGGGUUCCAGUAACCUGACUCUACCCCCAAGGUGCUGGGCAUACUUGCCCCCCUGUGCAACACACAUACACACUUACACACAUGGACACACACACUCAAUACACACACGGAUACACACACACACACGGAUACACACAAGGGCCACACACUCAAUACACACACGGAUACACACACGGACACAGAAUACACACACGCAUACACUCAAUACACGGACAUACACACUCAAUACACGGACACACACACACAAACACACACACAAUACACGGACACACACACACAAACACACACACAAUACACGGACACACACACACUCAAUACACGGACACACACACACACAA